Molecule: messenger RNA, 6202 nt
Organism: Lethenteron reissneri (Far Eastern brook lamprey)
Lineage: Eukaryota; Metazoa; Chordata; Hyperoartia; Petromyzontiformes; Petromyzontidae
Product: amphoterin-induced protein 2-like
Molecular function (GO): protein binding
Source: RefSeq, a predicted model, not a curated record
CGCGAGGAGGGUUUGGCGGAGAGGAGCUGUCAGAGCGUCGCCCUUGGUGCGGGAGGAACGCGCAAAGAGGCGCUGCCGGCGGCCACGAACGCUCCCACGCUCAUCAAGCCAUCACCUCUCGGGGUCAAGUGGACCGAGUCCCCGGGUCUUCUAGCGAAUCUCGUCACUUCAUGUUCUCGGCAGAUCAGCGGCUGCAGGAACUUACUUUGGGAUUUAUUUUUGUUCAUUUUUUUUUUGGGACAAAAAAAGCGUGCGGCAGCUGGCGGUGAUUUAUCGCGCGGCGGCUUUUUAGUCUCCUUGGGCUUUAACAUUUAAAUACGCGACUCGGCUCACUGCGGCGCGAAGUGGCGAGCUCUCAUUGCCGUUCGGAGUCGCGACGAGCAGUGGGAACGACUCGUCUUGCCGGGCCCGUGAAGACUGCCAACGUCUCUAAGAGAACAAAAUCACAACUCUGCCAGGUAAGACACGUGACACGAGCUUCAAACUCUGUCUGCAAGGAGUUAUUUUUUUUUUGCAGAAAUCUUCUCGCAGCGGGUUUAAUGUUACCACGGUGAAUAAAGAAUAGAAAUAAUUCCCAGCUAACGCAAGUUGUUGCCAAGAUGCUGCAGAAGGAUACUUAGAGGUCAGUAAUGUGAUCUGCGAUCGAGACUGAAGAAAUGUAAUGCGACCAAAUUCCCCGGUGUCUCUCCAAACGCAGCCUUCAAUUCGUUCGGCCAAACAUUGCAGAUACCGCAAUUCGGCAACAGUGCAGAGCGAACAGCAGCCGGGCGCGCCUGUGUUCUUGGGUCUCCGCAAGUAACUCCAUCGUCACGGACACAACAAAUGUCGCGCAAAGGACAAUGAAGACGCAAACUGGAAGCAUCUUAGGCGAGCGGUCGCCACCGCCGCAGCCGCCGCUGCUGCUGUGGCUGCUGGCGCUGCUGCCGUUCAGCUCCGGGCACCGACAUCCACCGCUCUGGGCAGGCGAACACGCGGACCUGUGCGCCAUCAGGGGGGACUGCGUGUGCGCCGGCGAGAUCGUCGACUGUAGCGGCGCGAACCUUUCCUCGCUGCUGCCGCUCUCGGCGCCGGACUACGCAUCCGUCCUCGACCUGAGCCGCGGUCACUUCCCCGCCGUGUCGCGAGGCUGGCUGAGCGGGGCCCGGCGACUGCGCUCGCUCUCGCUGCGCCACUGCGGCGUCCGCAACGUCUCCGCGUCCGCCUUCGACGGCCUGAGCCGCCUCGCGCGCCUCGACCUGUCGUCCAACCGGCUGCGCACCGUGAGUCGCGCCGCGCUCGCGGGCCUCGCCUCCCUCGAGGAGCUGCUGCUCUACAACAACCGCAUCGCCGAAGUGGAAGCGCUCGCGUUCGCGGACGCGCGCUCCCUGCGCCGCGUGCUGCUCGCGCGCAACGCCCUCGACGCGUUCCCCGCGGACGCGUGGCCGUCCGGAGCGCUGGCGCGCGUGCACCUGCUCGACCUCUCCUACAACCGCAUCGAGGAGGUGCCCGUGGCGCGCGUCGGCUCGCUGCCCGCCGCGCUGCGCCAGAGCCUCCUGCUGCACGGCAACCCGCUGCGCUGCUCGUGCGCGCUCUACCUCAUGCUCAUGAGCUGGAUGAGGCACGAGCUCACGUCCGUCCGGAGGCACCAUCGCGAGCUCACGUGCCGCCUGCCCCACGCGCGAGAGCCCAUUCGGCUCUUCCAGGUGCAGGAGGACCUCAUGGGCUGCAGCCCCAACGCGUCGCUCCUCGUGAAGACCAGGUCGGAGUACAGCGCCAACGUGGGCGACACGCUGCUGCUGCAGUGCGACUCGCGCCUCGCCCUUGAGCCCAGCACCACCUUCGCGUGGCUCGACAAGGGCGGCGUGCGCCACGUGCACCCGCACCCUCGCCGCCUCGACAACGGCAGCUCGCCGCUCUACGUGCACGCCAACGGCUCGCUCGAGAUCCGCGACUUCAACGCGAAGCUGGAGGGCACGUACGCGUGCCAGGCUCUCAACCUGGCGCUGGAGCUCAACGAGACCCUGUGGGUGAACGUGACGGUGGCGCCGCCCGCGGAGCCCUUCAACACCGCCUUCACCACCCUCAUCGCCUCCUCCGCCAUCCUCUUCGUCGUUCUCGUCUACCUCUUCCUGCCUCCGUGCGACUGCCACUGCCGCAGCCGGCGUUGCGGCGGCGGCCGCUGCGGCCGCUGCUGCUGCUGCUGCCGCUACGUGGGGGUGUCCGGGUGUCAGGCGGAAGACGCGGCGAUGAGCAUGCGCGACUCGCAGGCGUCCAUCCUGAGCAACGCCACCAUGUCACCACCGACGCCGCCGCAGCAGCAGCUACAGAUGCAGCAGCAGCAGAAGCACCACCACCAGCAGCUGGUGGGGGAGGAGAAUGGAGCCGGGCAGCAGCUCAGGCGCAAGCUGAGCGGCGUCAAGCGAGUGUCGAUCAUGGAGCCCGAGGGGCAGGGCGCCCACAACGGGCGCGCGUGCGCGCUGCCGAGCGACGACUUCCACGAGGAGCACCUCCUCAAGAUCCUCAAGAUGAAGUCGGACUCGGAGUCCAACUGCUCCGUCUACUCCGACACGCCGAUCGUGUCGUUGUGAGGGCCGCAGAUGGGAGGGGGGGCUCAGGGGGGGCUCGGGGGGGGCUCCCUCACCCCCCAAGGGGGGGGUGGGGUGGUCAGCAAGUUCCAUCGCCACUCGCGAGGACGCUUCAGGCUGCAAGGCGGACGUGUUCACGUGCGGGGUGAGCUCACCCUGAGGUUCACGUGUGGGGUGAGGUCACCCUGAGGUUCACGAGCGGGGUGAGGUCACCCUGACGUUCACGUGCGGGUGAGGUCACCCUGAGGUUCACGUGCGGGUGAGGUCACCCUGAGGUUCACGUGUGGGGUGAGGUCACCCUGAGGUUCACGAGCGGGGUGAGGUCACCCUGAGGUUCACGAGCGGGGUGAGGUCACCCUGAGGUUCACGAGCGGGGUGAGGUCACCCUGACGUUCACGUGCGGGUGAGGUCACCCUGAGGUUCACGUGCGGGUGAGGUCACCCUGAGGUUCACGUGCGGGCGAGGUCACCCUGAGGUUCACGUGCGGGGUGAAGUCACCCUGACGUUCAUGAGUGGAUGAGGUCACCCGACGUUUAAUUCGCAGAGGUCGACAGCAGCGUGCGUCACGUGGCAGGCGUGCGCGUGCGCGCUGUCGUACGAUGGCGAGAAAACAAGUUUUGCUGGCUGGCUUGCUGGCGCGCGGGGCAGACAAGUGUGUGCGGUGGUGACGUCAUGCCGCUUCCCCCCCACCCCCCCGGCUAUCAACCCUCCACCCCACGUGUAUUCCCGCGCAAAUGCAUGGGCAGUGCGAAUCAGAAAUUUUAAUGGUUUGGAUUCGGAAGCAUUCGGGGGGUUCAGAGGUCAGAGCACGUCGCUGGCACCGUUGGUAUCCUGAGUUCAAAUCAAAUCUCUCAGCCUCUGCCCGAUCACCAACGGCUGCUCAUGACAAAAGCAUCACAUUUGGCUUUGCACUUCAUUCCACCAAAGUUCCAGCUCUGAGAAUCGUGAACUAAAAACUCUGGCUUGGCUGUCAUGCUGCCAUGUGACAACAUUUACUCUGCGUAGCAAUGUGGGUUGGGAAAGUGCUGCCACCAUCCCCCCUCCCCCCUCCCCCCCGAGUAUGGAUAAGAGGUCACGUGAAGAGAUUUCAGAAGCGACUCUGCGAUGUCUCCUUCUGCGGACCGCUCCCCAACGCUCAGCGGUGAUGUCCUGGCUCUCCGAGACUUGAGAAUGGAUGUUUCAUUUCCUGACAAGAGGCUCCGAAGGCGCAAUUUGGGGAUGCCAUUGGGAGACGUUGAGCAAAAAUGUCUCCGAAUAAUUUAAAUUCAGAAGUAAAAAAUUACGACAGCUCUCACCAACUAGGCCACUGUCCUGAAGUCCGAUUUGGGUUGUUUUUGUCUGACGAGCCCCACUCUUCGCACACAGCAUGCCGGCACGGGCUGCAAAAAUGCAGAUUAUUCACCUUGAGUUCUUCACUUUACCGAUGCGAAGACGAUGGGGAAAUAAAAACCAGGGUCACGAGAAUGCAAAUGAACUGUUUUGUAUUUCACUCUCAAGGGUUCAAUUUGAAUCCGAGCUCAGCCCUAAAUGAAAUGCAGCCAAGGCGGGACGUUGGCAAAAAUCAACGCCGCUGUUUGAGUGUUUAAUCCCACUUGAGACUCAGCUUGAGACAUCCUUAACAAGGAUGGAAUGAUGAGAGGUUGGGACCAAAUUUCAAUUCUGCAUCCGGUUUGUAAAUCGUGUGCUACUCUGAAGGCAUGAAAUGGGUUUUAUUCAAAACGUAAAGUGCUUCAGAGGCGAACGUAAACGAUGUUCCCGGAACACGACGGCAAUCAAAUGAGCUCAUACCAACCACCGCCGCACCAGUGGGAGAGACACAUUUCUACUCGUCCGCGUGAAAUUCCGCAAUUUUUGCUGAACAUCUCUCAAUCGGCGUCGUUAUUUGAACAUCUCUCCCCGUCAAAUUUUGACGACGUCGAUUCAGUUUGUGCCUGCAUGAGAUCGGGGGGGGGGGGGACCCACCAAAAAACCUGACGAAUUAUUUGGUGAUGAAUUUCGUAUUUUUUGUUACCUGCUAUGAAGAAGGGCCAAUGCUCAAAAUGUCACCUUGUUGUAUAAUGCGUUUUUUUAUUUUAUUUAAGGCCACGCGGUGUCACUGACGAAUUUGUUGAGUUUGGUUUUGAUUUUGGUUUGUUAAGCUGAGACCGUGGCAUUGAGCACACGCACGCCGCCCAUCUCGACGUGAACCCAGAUCUGCCCUCUGACGCCCACCACUCGCGAUCACGGCGUUUGAACGCAAAGCACAAUGCAGAAGGUUACACGCGGGAAGAUGCAACACGACGCUAUUUAUACAAAGUCAAGACGUAGGCUUUCGCAGCCAAGGACCAUGAUUCAUAGUUAACCGGGGGUCGUCAUUACGUGCCCUAACCAGAAAAUCAACUGUGAAUCAGAGGAUAACCUUGCUUAUAAUUCAAACUGAACAAAUAAAACAUCUGCAAGUCAGCCGAUGGCUUUCUAGCUUCCUAAACUGCAUCGGCACACGAACAACGGCAGCAAGCGGCAUAUGCGGCGCAUACUUGGUGAUGCACAAAUAGAAUACUAAAACACUAAAACACUCUCCCGCAGUGCGUGGGGAACUGUGGUCGCUCAGAGCGGACCACGAAACAUGGAACGACUCAGCGCCCGAGUCGCGUAUAUACGAAGGAGGCAUCAUCAUCAUCAUCACAGCGGUACAUUCCGCGACUCUUGACGCGGGUAUCUGGGCUGAACCACGUGAAUGUAAUGAUCACAGUUGGUGCUCUACAUCAACGUCAGUCCAUUCGAGGAAGAAGCGACUUCAACGUAUCUCGGUUUGUUUGUUUUAAACGGCAAGGGUCCCGGACCUCUGUCUCCCUGCACAAUCUUCCUUAAACCCUUGGAGAGAAAAACCCCGUGAUUGAAGAAACGCCUGCAUUUGUCACGACGCCUUUGCCGGCAAACGUGGGCCGUGGGUGUAAAAUGGAAAUAGCCUCGUGCUUUUGGGCCGUGGUCGUGCAGCUGCACCGCCUGCACGAUCGAGAGCUGAGUCACUGAUCCCAGUUGCAUGUGCCGCUGUCACACCACGUGAUCCCCCCCCCCCCACCCUCUUUCCCAAGCGGGACACAGUGAAAUGUCACUGCGCUCAGAAGAAAACUAAUAAAAAAACUUUACCUUGGGGAGUCAGUCAAGCUGCUCCGUGAAGGAGGGAAAGGAAUUAGCAGCAGCACACAUUGGUGAUUGUUCAAUAAUCAUGAACCACGUAAAAUGUGAAAAUAUGAAAUCAAAUUAGCUACAUUUUUUAUGGCAGUUUCCCAGCCGGUUAAACUAUCGUACGGUAUUAAAACAAAAAAAAAAUUCUGUGAAAACCUUCAGCAUGCAAAUUUACUCCUGUAAGGUUAUGAAUUUCAAAAACUAAAAUAGAAACAUUAUUCUGCUAAAAGCAUCAUCGCUCAUGGUGUAAUGUGUAAUCUCAAGGUUACACGGUGAUAAAUAUUGUAAAAAAUAAAUCAAGCAUAUUCUGUAUAAAGAUAUAUAUAUAUAAAUUUUAUAUCUUACUGUUAUAUUAUACAUAUGAAGAUGUCAUGGGUCUUACUAUAUCCUGUAUAUGAAUGAUUUUGCAAGUUACCACUGUCAUAUGAAUGCAAAUGAAAGUGCAUAAAAAAUUAAACGGAAUAAUUUUA